AUGACCUGGAACCUGGGUCUUCCUGCUAACCAGAUCCUUGGACGGCCCAAACCUGAACAGAAACUUCUACAUAAAUUGACUUUAGCCGCCAGACGAGCUGUGGCACAGUUCUGGCUAAAAGAUGACCUACCUUUGAUCGAGACAGUAAUGGACAAAUUGACUGCACAAGUCAGAGGCACGACUACCGCCUUACAUAAGAUAUGUGACCCGUAG
This is a messenger RNA of Pelobates cultripes (western spadefoot toad), 213 nucleotides long. NCBI's taxonomy places the organism in Eukaryota, Metazoa, Chordata, Amphibia, Anura, Pelobatidae. The record is from the annotation of a GenBank genome assembly.